This is a messenger RNA of Periconia digitata, 1860 nucleotides long. NCBI's taxonomy places the organism in Eukaryota, Fungi, Ascomycota, Dothideomycetes, Pleosporales, Periconiaceae. The record is from the annotation of a GenBank genome assembly.
CGUGACGUGACUGUGCCAUCAUCCUCCUCCUGCCAUCUGCCUGCCAUGUCGCCUGCCAACAGCCAUCGAGCGACCACGCUGUUGGCAGCCCUGAUUGCCUUCCGUAUCGGCAAUGCGCUCGUGCUGCGCACCUUUUUCCAGCCCGACGAGUAUUUCCAAUCGCUCGAGGUCGCAACCGACCUCGCCUUUGGUCCAAGCAGCAAUGCAUACAUUACAUGGGAGUGGAGGAACCACCUGCGGUCCUCGCUCCACCCAGCCAUAUUUGCUGCCGUCUACCAGGCGGCCGCCACCAUAGCUCAAGUCUGCCGUCUGACGCUGUCGAGUCGUGCCCAAGUGCUGCUCGCUGCCCCCAAGACGCUGCAGGCCUUGUUCGCUGCCUUGUUGGACUGGUACACAUGGAAAAUCGCUGAGAAGGCGUACGGCCGGGGCAGUCGUGCAGCAUACGCUACGCUCGCCCUAUCCAUCUGCUCCCCCUGGCAAUGGUUUUGCUCGACCCGGACCCUGUCCAAUUGUCUUGAAACCACCUUGACAGCCGUGGCCGUCUACCACUGGCCUUGGCACUGGCCGGAGAGCGGAGCAAAGGCGACGACCAGAGGCAACCCAGUCCAUCAGCUACGGCUGUCGCUCUUGUUGGCAGCUUUCGCAUGCGUUUUGCGCCCAACCAAUGGCCUCGUUUGGCUGUCGCUCUUCUUGACCACCGUCCUCCAGGCCUCGUCUGCACAGCAAUAUCUGCUCGUCCGCCAAAGUCUUUUUUGCGGCUUCACGGUCCUCGCUUGCUCCACCCUCUCGGACAGAUUGUAUUACGGGGUCUGGACUUUUCCACCGCUCCACUUCCUUUACUUCAACAUUGCACGAUCCCUUGCCGUCUUCUACGGAACAAGCCGCCCGGACUAUUAUUUGACAGAGGGUCUACCGCUGCUCCUCACCACAGCACUGCCCUUUGCUUUAACGGGUCUUUGGCACUCGUGUUCCGGGCGAUCCUCCACGGCACGGCGGGGGGCAGCGCCUCCGUCUCCCGCUUCCCGACUGCAUGGCCCUCCCGGCAUGCUGCCGCGUCUAGCGUGGACAUCCAUUGUCGUGAUCCUAUCCCUCAGCCUGAUAUCGCACAAGGAAGUCCGAUUCCUGUAUCCCGUCUUGCCAUUCUUCCAUGUCCUCGCUGGUGAACCGCUGGCAUCCUUCUUCCCCCCCCAGUCGCCCAAAUCUCGCAAGGCUCUCCUCUCCCUCCUCCUGGCCAUCAAUGUUUUCGUUGCCGGCUAUGUCUCACAGGUUCAUCAGCGUGGCGUGAUUGAUGUCGUCGACUUUCUCCGCCACAAGCAUGAAGCACGUAACCACUUCUCCACCAUCACUACUGACGCUAUCGUUGCCCCUCCCACUCAUGUAAAAGUAGUCAACACGACAGUCGGCUUCCUCAUGCCUUGCCACAGUACCCCCUGGCGCUCCCAUUUAGUCUACCCCUCCAUCAAUGCCUGGGCCCUGACAUGCGAACCGCCCAUCGAUGUCCCGCUGUCCGAGCGGGCCAGCUACCUCGAUGAAGCAGACCAGUUCUAUCUGGGUCUCCAGGGAACUGGCAAAGACGGCAGCGGGCCUGUAGCAUGGUUGGAUACACACAUGGAGCACCUCCAGACCAUCACAGAGAGCGGAAGCCGCUCGGGUAGUCACUGGGCGCGCAUACAUCCAAAGUACCGCGAGGCAAACCGCAGGGCGUGGCCACAGAAUCUUGUCUUCUUUGACCAGCUGCGCCCUGUCUUGAGUGACUAUCUCAAGGGCACCAUGUACAGGGAGUGUUGGAGGGGGUUCAACAGCCAUUUCCACGAUGAUUCAAGGAGGGUAGGGGAUGUGGUUGUUUGGUGUCUGGAUUAA